Messenger RNA from Drosophila pseudoobscura, 568 nucleotides. RefSeq lists its product as uncharacterized. The transcript has 2 exons. Bases 66 to 470 code for a protein of 134 amino acids. The record is from RefSeq and is a predicted model, not a curated record. Lineage: Eukaryota; Metazoa; Arthropoda; Insecta; Diptera; Drosophilidae. Gene Ontology annotation, molecular function: serine-type endopeptidase inhibitor activity; protein binding.
UGGACGGAAACGUUUUCAGUGUCGCCAGAGCAGCGGACGAGCUAAAAGCCUACGGGACUUUCAAGAUGAUCGGCUUUUGGAUUCGCAAAACAAUCGUACUACUAGUCUGUGCCACUCACUUGGGGGCUGGGCAGCUUAUCUUUCAAACAACACCAAGCCCGUUGGGCCAGCAGUCAUCGGGGACAACACCAGGUUCUGUUCCUGGCUCUGGGCCAAGCUGGGUACUGGUCAACAAUGUACGGGUACCAGGCACUAUCACACCUUUCGUCACACCUCCGCCUGUGACGCCACAAUUCCUCGACUGCUUCGGCCGUUGCCCCACUACUCCCGAGUACAAUCCCAUUUGUGGCAGCAACAUGCAGCUCUACUUAAAUGAGCAGAAAUUCAACUGCGCUCGAUUCUGUGGUGCCGAUAUUCAAAUCGUGAGACGCGGAAGCUGUGAGGGUCUUUUUCAAAUGACACGCGGCUGACAUCAACAGUGCUUACGGGCCACAAAAGCUUAGCGUAUUAGAUAAAUAAAAUAAAUUAAAAUUACAUAUAAAAUUUAAAAAAUAAUUAGAACUCUUAA